This is a messenger RNA of Lactuca virosa, 306 nucleotides long. The record is from the annotation of a GenBank genome assembly. Lineage: Eukaryota; Viridiplantae; Streptophyta; Magnoliopsida; Asterales; Asteraceae.
AUGUUGGUCUACGUCGAUGACAUCAUACUUACCACGAACAACCAACACGCCAUUGAUGACAUGGUUUACAUGCUCAGUCAGACUUUUGCGGUACAAGACUUGGGUGGUAUUUCGUAUUUCCUUGGCCUAGAAGUUACACGCCACAACCUUGAUCUUGUCCUCUCACAGCGAAAAUACAUUCAUGAGCUAUUAGAACGAGCUGGCUUGGCUGCUGCCAAACCUGUCCCCACCCCCAUGACGACCAAUAUCACCCUCGCCCUUAGGGACAACCCUGCCUUCUCCGAUCCAGCUAAGUACCCCAGAUAG